Gadus morhua (Atlantic cod) is the source of this 1063-nucleotide messenger RNA. Its product is annotated as immunoglobulin kappa light chain. The transcript has 4 exons. Lineage: Eukaryota; Metazoa; Chordata; Actinopteri; Gadiformes; Gadidae. The record is from RefSeq and is a predicted model, not a curated record. The coding region runs from base 14 to 859 and encodes 281 amino acids.
GUCUCUCACUUUCAUGUCUCUCAAAGUAGAUGCUCGUCCGCCCAUAGGCACCCUGUUUUGCAUGACUUGGAGUAUCUCUGAGGGCCAAGAGUUAAAUAUGCUCGCUGCCAGCCAUCACAAACACACCCAGAGCAAGAUGAGGUCGUCCACAGCCUUGCUAGCAGUGUUGGCGUUCCUUACUCAUGAGUCGUCUGCCAGUAAAUUUCUGACACAACCUGACAAAUCCAAGACCGUCGGCCUGGAGGGGACUGUGUCUAUCAGUGCCACGGGGAGCUCAGAUAUUGAUAAUACUCUCUACUGGUACAUCCAGAAACCUGGAGAAGCUCCCAAACUGCUGACAUCCAAUGCAGUCACCCGCUAUUCAGGGACCCCAGCUCGGUUCAGCGGCAGCAUGUCUGGGACUAGCUACACUCUCACCAUCUCUGGUGUCCAGAGGGAGGAUGCAGCAGUUUAUCACUGUCUGGGUUACCACGGUGGCGGUUUUGUAUCACUGUGGUACACUUUUGGUGGAGGCACCAAACUCAUCAUUGACUUGGGAGUGGUGCAGCCCACGCUGAGCGUCCUCCCUCCCUCCAGAGUGGAGCUGGAGCAGGGCAGUGCUACACUGCUGUGUGUGGCCAGUGGGGGCUUCCCCUCAGACUGGAAGCUUGGCUGGAAGGUCGGGGGCAGCAGCAGGUCUGGGGGGGUGUCAGAUAGCCUGGGGGUCCUGGGGAAAGACGGCCACUACAGCUGGAGCAGCACCUUGACCCUCCCUGCAGACCAGUGGAGGAAGGCGGGCUCAGUGAGCUGUGAGGCCAGUAAGAAUGGCCAGACGCAGCCUGUCACUCAAACCCUGAAUCCUGGAGAGUGUUCAGAGUAGAGAGGCUCCAGCAUGGAGGUACUGGAGGAUACAGAUCUCCUCUGACACGUCUGCUUUAUGUCUCUCUGUCUCAGGUGGCACUGUAGCUUUAGAUGAUUUACAUUAAUAUAAAUCGUCUUUGAUUCAUUAACGUUAUGCUUUCCGAUUUUUACCCGUUGCUUGUGUUGGUCACAUGUUGAACAUUUAAUAAAGAUGUAAAGAACA